GGGAGUUGCGCCAGUUGCGCCACCGGAAGCAAGUCGCUCUUUCCAAUCUUUCCAUGAUUCCUGUGUGAAUCGUAUUGAAACGGCAGGCUUGUAGUCGAUAAAAUUUGCAGAAAUGCCGCCAAAAAGGGGAAAGGUUCAGAAGGAAGAGGUGCAGGUCUCUCUCGGGCCUCAGCUUCGCGAGGGAGAGGUCGUCUUCGGAGUGGCUCACAUUUUCGCCAGCUUCAAUGACACAUUCGUCCACGUUACCGAUUUGUCCGGCAGAGAGACAAUCGCUCGAGUCACUGGCGGUAUGAAAGUAAAGGCGGAUCGUGAUGAGGCCUCGCCCUACGCAGCUAUGCUUGCAGCCCAGGAUGUUGCAGAAAAAUGUAAAUCAUUGGGCAUCACAGCACUGCACAUCAAACUGAGAGCUACGGGAGGCAAUAAGACGAAGACUCCUGGCCCAGGUGCGCAAUCUGCUCUGCGCGCUUUGGCCCGUUCGAGCAUGAAGAUCGGACGUAUUGAAGAUGUAACCCCUAUUCCAUCAGACUCUACUCGCAGGAAGGGAGGUCGCCGUGGACGAAGGCUAUAAGCUAUUCUUAUGGCUAUCUAUCUGGUUUAUCUUUCAAUAAAUAUUUAAAGAAAAGGAAACGUUUGCAUUUCUGUGAGAUACAACUUUUAUUCAAAUUUUUAUACAGAGAACAUAAAAAGUA
Messenger RNA from Wasmannia auropunctata (little fire ant), 689 nucleotides. It is a transcript of the gene Rps14, whose product is annotated as 40S ribosomal protein S14. Gene Ontology annotation, molecular function: mRNA 5'-UTR binding; small ribosomal subunit rRNA binding; structural constituent of ribosome. The transcript has 4 exons. The record is from RefSeq and is a predicted model, not a curated record. NCBI's taxonomy places the organism in Eukaryota, Metazoa, Arthropoda, Insecta, Hymenoptera, Formicidae. Gene Ontology annotation, cellular component: cytosolic small ribosomal subunit; ribosome. Gene Ontology annotation, biological process: maturation of SSU-rRNA from tricistronic rRNA transcript (SSU-rRNA, 5.8S rRNA, LSU-rRNA); translation; ribosomal small subunit assembly. The coding region runs from base 113 to 568 and encodes 151 amino acids.